CGGAGGUCAAAGGUCAUCCCGGAACAUCAACACCGUGACGUCACCGCCAUGUCGCCCUGCUCCCGCACGGUGUUCGCGCUGCUGCUGACCCGCAUGUGCUGCUCCUCCGCGGGCCCGCGCAUCCCGCACAUCGCCGCUUACUUCGGCACCAAGACCCGCUACGAGGACGCGCACCCGCGGCUGCUGCGGGACGCGCUGCGGGCGGACGGCUCGGCGCUCAGACCGCCGGCCGCAGCCCGCUGCUCCCCGCUGCACCUCACCGCGCUGCUGCGGCACGGCAGCCGCUACCCCACCGCGCCGCUCGUACGACGCAUGCGGCAGCUCAGCGAACUGGUCCGCAGGGAGGGGGGGCACCGGGGGGGGGGCUGCAGGACCAGAGCGGCUGGGACAUGUGGUACACAGAGGACAUGGACGGAGGUGCUGCUGGGUCUGGUGGACCCAUUGCCUUUUAAUUCAACAUAA
Anoplopoma fimbria (sablefish) is the source of this 462-nucleotide messenger RNA. RefSeq names its product multiple inositol polyphosphate phosphatase 1-like. Lineage: Eukaryota; Metazoa; Chordata; Actinopteri; Perciformes; Anoplopomatidae. Bases 49 to 462 code for a protein of 137 amino acids. The transcript has 2 exons. The record is from RefSeq and is a predicted model, not a curated record.